UCGCUGGAUGACAUGCAUCCACAUCACAUCGACCUGGUAACUGUCACCUCAACACGGCUCAGCAACAGCAACUAGCACCAACUAUCCGCAUGCUCCUUCGUGUGGCGUCCUACAUGCAUCUCCUCCGCCUUUCUCUUCAAUGGCGCGCAGCCAUGUCCCAGCAGUCUUCUGCGGUCCGAAAACUGCAGUGGCGGCACACGACAUCGUUUUCGUUGGCCGAACCUACCGUAGCUCCCGUCCGAUCACCUCUAGUUCGCGCAUCCCAGGGGUCAAUCUGGGGAAACGAUGACUGUUGCUACGGUUUAUUCCCUCUCAUCGAGCACUUAAACUUGUCGACCAUCCCACUCCCGGUUUGUUCCGCGACUGCUCCUCAUUUCAUUACCACGUAGCCAUUGUAUCGGUUUCUGCCUCGGCUGCACACCGUCGAUCUACAAUGCUUGUGUCGAGUCCGAACCUCGUACGACACUACGAUUUACUUCAUCUCCAAGUACUAGCUGUUUCCCCAUACUUCGUCGCCAGUUUCGUUUCUGCUU
Molecule: messenger RNA, 533 nt
Organism: Alternaria rosae
Lineage: Eukaryota; Fungi; Ascomycota; Dothideomycetes; Pleosporales; Pleosporaceae
Exons: 2
Coding region: 90-389 (99 amino acids)
Source: RefSeq, a predicted model, not a curated record